Belonocnema kinseyi is the source of this 1249-nucleotide messenger RNA. RefSeq lists its product as uncharacterized. Lineage: Eukaryota; Metazoa; Arthropoda; Insecta; Hymenoptera; Cynipidae. The record is from RefSeq and is a predicted model, not a curated record. Bases 132 to 1067 code for a protein of 311 amino acids. The transcript is spliced from 6 exons.
UGGAACAGACACCUAGAAACGUCUGCGACGAUAGUCUGACAUCAACUGAUUUGUCCAUCAUGGCCACCUUCCACCUGACAACCUGACCACCUGGAGAACGAUCACUUUCCGCUUUCUGUCCCCAUUGUGAAAUGGAGAAGAUCAUCAAUACACCACAUCCACCAGAGGCAUCAGGGGAUUUCUCGUUUAAUUUAUCUCGAAACCAGAAAAAAGAUUCUGUAAUUCAGAAAGGAAGUUACAGAAAGAGGACUGGUCAUAAAAAAUUGAAUAAAAGCCGUACCCAUCCGUUAAUGAGUCUUUCGAAUUGUACUAUUCCCAGUAAUUACGUAGCCUUGAUUGGCAUGGAAAAUGAUGUAACUCCUUGUCGCACAGAUUACUGUGGAUUUCCAUAUUACAGAAGUUUCAAAGGCAGUAAUUCUUCUUACGACUGUGUUUUGAUGAAAGACGCUUCUGUUUCUUGUACUUUAUUAGAACCAAAAUCAAAUCAAGAUUAUCUGACAUUAUCGGCUAUAGAGGGUUAUUUUCUAAAGCAAAUUAAAACUGAGUAUCAAGAUUUUUCAGAAAUGACGAAAAAAAUAAGCAGUUAUACAAAAUGUAAAUUGCAAAAUUUAUCAAAAAAGUACAAGAAGAGGAAACUAGACCUUGUAAACAAUUCAAAAAAGCGACCAAUGGCUACCGAAUACAUAGACAAAAAUGGGAUCGUGGUUCUAAAACUACGAUGGGCAGAUAUUGAUGAGACCGAAAAAAAAGAAAGCACUGUCAAAAAUAUACUUUCUGCUUUCGUUAAUUCCUGGAAUAUUCUGUCUUCGGCAACAGACGAAGCAAAAAUGGUAUCCGAAUCUACUCGAGGAAAUUGUUCUUGCAUUUAUAAGAAGAUUUUAAGAACCAAUAAAGCAGAAAUUACACCAGAAAUUGAUAGAAGAUCACUUAUUUUUUGGCGAGAGCGUAAAAAAGAUUUGUCCAAAAAAUGUAUUACACGAAAAUAUUGUUCUUAUCACAGUAGAAAGAUAAAUUCUGAUUUUGGAACUGAUAAGAAAAUGAGACCACUUAUAAGAUAUUUUAAUUAAAAGAGAUAAGUCACAAAAAAAAUAUAAAGCCUAUUAAAAUAGAAGAGUGUGUUACAACAAUUUCAAAUACAUAUACGCUCCCAAUAAAAAAAUCAAAACUAUUGAUAUCCGAGUUAUCGAACAUCAUCGAAAAAAUUCAUAAUCAUUUUAUGUGCAGACAUUUUUUUAUUAAUUUAUAUUAA